AUGCUAGAAACCAUCCUACCAACAGCUAGCCCAGACUUCAUGUCUGAUAUCUUUGAUUUCUUCAGUUUGGCUUCCUACAAUUGGAUCUUUCGUCUUACCACCGUUACUUUUGCAAUCAUUAGCUCUACAACAUAUAUUUGGAUCAGGGUAUUACAUUACCUCUCAUUAUACUACGAAACAUCUAUAACUAUCGAUUCUGAUGAUCCCAUUUAUACUCAUGUCAUGUCAUGGCUUGCCGUGAAUGUAUCGACACGGAGAUUGCAAGCAAGAACAGCGAAGGCCAGUGGAUAUUCUGAGGAUCAGACGAGAGUCAUGGAGUAUAAUGCUUCAGCAAGGGACGGAAAGUUUCAUUUGAUCGAAUGGCAAAAGUUUACAAAGCCGGACUUUGAACCCCAUGUUGGCGAACAUAUCUUUUUCUUUCGAGGCAGAAGAUUCUGGAUCACACGAAACAAGAAUGAUAGUCUUUUACAGGACCACCUCCUUUCUGGGAAUCAAUUUAGUAUUAACAAAUCAGAAUACAUCCGCAUCUCCUGCUGGGGCCAAUCCGCCGACCCCAUCAAAGAAUUCCUCCAAGAAUCAAAAUCCAUCUACCUAACCCAAGAGUGCUCCAAAACUCGAAUCUUCCGUGCAAAGGAUAUUUCCUGGAGUCCCAGAUGGUACUGCGCCGCCACCCGCGCCACCCGUCCAAUCAGCACCAUCAGUCUUGACGAAUCUACAAAAAAGGCGCUCUUACGAGACGUCAAUGAGUUUUUAAACCCAAAGGCUCCAAGGUGGUAUGCUAACAGAGGAAUCCCUUAUCGAAGGGGUUACUUACUCCAUGGACCACCGGGGACCGGAAAGACUUCCUUGAGCUUUGCGUUGGGUGGAUUGUUCGGGUUGCCGAUUUAUUGUUUGAGUUUGGUGGAUACGGGUAUGACGGAGGAUAAAUUAUUGGCAUGCUUUGGAGCUUUACCGAAUAGAUGUAUUGUGCUAUUGGAAGAUAUCGAUACUGUGGAUAUUAGCAGGAGAAGAGAUGGAUCGGCGGGUGGGGAUCAAGGCAAGGGGGAGCAUAAAACACAAAUGACAUUGUCUGGACUGUUGAAUGCUAUCGACGGGGUAGCUAGCCAUGAGGGACGAAUCCUCAUAAUGACCACAAACCACCCCGAAGUUCUCGAUCCAGCUCUCGUCAGAAAGGGUCGAGUAGACCUCGAAGUCCCCUUCGGCCUUGCCACAAAAGAACAAAUAGUCAACUUAUUCACAAUAAUGUACUCUCAUGACUACGACGAUGAAGAACAAGGUGACGAAAUUGCGAAGGAGAAGCUUAUAGCAGCAGCUCUUCGGUUCGGUGACCUAUUGGAUGCCGAUAUCUUCUCGCCUGCGGAGAUUACGGAGUUUCUGAUGGUUAGAAAAGAUGAUUAUUGGAAAGCUUUGCGUGAUGUGACGCAGUGGAAGGAGGAGGUUCUUGCUAAGAGAGAGGAGGUGACGAAAAGAUUUAGGGAGUUGAGGGAUAAAAGAGAUUAG
Messenger RNA from Orbilia oligospora ATCC 24927, 1500 nucleotides. RefSeq lists its product as uncharacterized. Gene Ontology annotation, molecular function: ATP binding; ATP hydrolysis activity. The coding region runs from base 1 to 1500 and encodes 499 amino acids. The transcript is spliced from 4 exons. The record is from RefSeq and is a predicted model, not a curated record. Gene Ontology annotation, biological process: mitochondrial respiratory chain complex III assembly; protein insertion into mitochondrial inner membrane from matrix. NCBI's taxonomy places the organism in Eukaryota, Fungi, Ascomycota, Orbiliomycetes, Orbiliales, Orbiliaceae. Gene Ontology annotation, cellular component: mitochondrial inner membrane.